AUGCAUGUGCGUUGCAGGCUCAGCGAGUACGACGUGAUGACGCUGGCGGGGUCGGCGGCGCGCGGCUGGCGCUACGAGCGCGUGGGGCGCUGGCGCGGGGGUGCGCUGCGGCUGCGCGGGGGCGCGGCGGCGGCGGCGCGGCGCGCGGCGGGCUGGGCGGCGCGCUGCUCGGCGCCGUGCCGCGCCGGCCAGUACCCGCGCGGCGGCCGCUGCUGCUGGACGUGCGUGCCGUGCGCGCCGCACGCCGUCACGCGCGCGCCGCCCCGCGCCGGCUGCCGCGCCUGCCCGCCCGGCUCGCGCCCGGACGCCACCAGGACCGUUUGCUUGCCAUCGCCUAUCGAGUGGGGCGGUGGGUCGGGCGGGCUGUGGGCGCGGCGCGGCGCAGCGGCGGCGGGCGGCGCGGGGCUGGCGGCGACGGCGGGCGCGGGCGCGGCGCUGUGGCGGCACCGCGCCACGCCCGUGGUGAAGUCGGCGUCGCGCGAGCUGUGCGCGCUGCUGGUGGGCUGCGCGGCGCUGUGCCACGUGGCGGCGCUGGCGGCGGCGGCGCGGCCGGGGGCGGUGGGCUGCGCGCUGGUGCGGCUGGCGGCGCCGGCGCUGGGCGGGGUGUACGCGUCGCUGCUGCUGCGCACGGCGCGCGUGGCGCGGCUGGUGGCGGGCGGCCCGCGCCCGCGCCUGGUGUCCUCGCGCGCCGCGGUGCUGGGCUGGGCCGCGCUGGUGGCGCCGGGCGUGCUGGCGGCGGCGCUGGCGCAGUGGCUGUGGCCGGCGGCGCCGCGCGUGCUGCACCCCACGCGCGCGCGCUCUGUGCUGGCGUGCGGCGGUGAGAGCGCGCCGGCGCAGCUGCUGCCGCUGGCGCCGGCGCUGGCGCUGCUGCUGGCGUGCACGGCGCUGGCGGUGCGCACGCGCCGGCUGCCGCACAACUUCAACGAGACGCGGUUCCUGGGCGCGGCGGCGUACGCGACGUGCGUGACGUGGCUGGCGUGGGCGCCGCUGUACGCGGGCGCGGAGGCGGCGGCGCGCUGGCCGGCGCUGGGCGGCGCGGUGUCGGCGGCGGCGGGCGGCGCGCUGCUGCUGGCGCUGGGCCCGCGCGUGUGGGUGUGCCUGUGCCGCCCGCAGCGCAACACGCGCGCGCACUUCCUCACCGCCUCCAUCCGCUGCCACCUCGGCAAGUACCGCCCGGACUCCUCCGCUCCCGCCGACUCACACGCUUCUACUAAGGUGAUCCAGCGCGACGUGUCUGUGCAGACGGAGGGCGCGGCGGCGGCGGGGGCGGGGGCGGGGGCGCGGGCGGGGGCGGCGUGCUGGGCGGCGGGCGCGUGCGCGCGGGUCACGCAGCGCGCGGGCCCGCGGGACACGCUCACCGUCACCAUCGCGCUGCUGCACCACACACACACCGCCCCCGCCCCGGUUGCCGCCCCCGCACCCGUUCCUAGCCCCGCAGCCAUUGCCGCCUCAGCAACUGUUGCCGCCCCCGUAGAUGAUGCCGCCCCUACGACCUCAUUGUAACUGCGCUAGCUACAUCUAACCACACCAGUAUGAUUAGAUUUAAAUACACAGAUGUAGUGGCCCCGCCGGAGCAGCUGGGGCUGCUGGCGGCGGGGGUGGCGGCGGGCGGCGCGGCGGCGCGCGCGGUGGCGCUGGAGCCGGGCGAGGCGCUGGGCGCGGGCGCGGCGCUGUGCGGGGCGGGCGGCGCGCGG
Plutella xylostella (diamondback moth) is the source of this 1694-nucleotide messenger RNA. The record is from RefSeq and is a predicted model, not a curated record. NCBI's taxonomy places the organism in Eukaryota, Metazoa, Arthropoda, Insecta, Lepidoptera, Plutellidae.